UUUCUGUUGGGCAGUAAGUUAUUUAUUUACUAAUCAAAAUUAGUUCAGGCUUCGUAAGCGCACUACUUCCAAAACAUAGUUUUGGACAAAGGUUCCAAUGGCAUUGUAGUCGAGUUCCAUGUGGAUAAAAAAUUUGUAAACUGAGCCUGCAGAUAUUGUUACAGAGCAGGACUCCUGUGAUCAUUCAAUGUCAUCAACAUCAUCUCAGCUUGUUCAGUAUGUUGUGGUAAGAGGUGAUCUCCUGAGGUUGCUGUCAUGGCCGAUAGGAGCCGUAAUAGCACAAGCUUGUCAUGCAAGCACAGCUGCCCUGUGGAUGCAUCGUGAUGAUUCUAACACACUCCAAUAUACUAGUGACUUGGAUAAUAUGCACAAGGUUGUGUUAGAGGCCCCUAGUCAAGAUGAACUGGAGAAAUUAUCAGGGAAACUAUCCGCUGAUGAAAUUGAUCACAAACUGUGGAUUGAACAACCAGAGAACAUUCCUACCUGUCUUGCAACCAAACCCUAUCCGAAACAACAAAUACAAAGUUAUUUUAAAAAGUUUAAAUUGUUUAAAUAAACUUAACUAUUUACUUAAGGUAGUCAUCUGGGGAGGCUUUGUAAAAAUUCACUUCCAAGUGGUUAUGAAACUUUCAGUCAUAAUUAACCCUUUCACUCCAAAGAUCUGGUUGUUAACUCUCCCUUCUAGCUGCAGCACAUAUCCUUGUAAAUUAGUUGAGAGAAUUUGGGGUUAGGUCAAGAAAAUAACAUCUACCUGAUAAGUUUGAGUAUUUAUCAUAAGCUGUUUGCUGGAUGGUGUAUAGAUUUUAAUAGGGAGAAGUUACUUUUUAAUCUCUUCUGGGAGUGAAAGGGGUUGACUGCAGAAGCAACUUGUUUUGCUUCUUGUGA
Molecule: messenger RNA, 885 nt
Organism: Pocillopora verrucosa
Lineage: Eukaryota; Metazoa; Cnidaria; Anthozoa; Scleractinia; Pocilloporidae
Source: RefSeq, a predicted model, not a curated record